Messenger RNA from Stylonychia lemnae, 1098 nucleotides. The record is from the annotation of a GenBank genome assembly. Lineage: Eukaryota; Ciliophora; Spirotrichea; Sporadotrichida; Oxytrichidae.
AUGUUAAACUUACUUAACUUAGUUAAUUAAGAAGGAAGAAGUAGGAAACGAAUUAAUGAUCUAGGUUCAUAGAGAGUCACCAAUUUUGGAUAGACUAGUGCGAGUGAAUCUUUGAUGAUUGAGCAUAAGCGUAGGUUAUAAGAUCCUUUAAGAUUAUAAAAGGAAAACUUUGAAUUAUGGAACUAGGAGGACUUCGAAUAAACAAAAGGGAACAUCCUUAAGUAGGAUUUUACAAACCAAGAAAGUAAUGAGGAGAACUUAUGGGAAUAUGCCAAUUUCAAUCCAGGUGGUUCAUAUGAAUGUCCAUCACCUUAAAUUAUAAACAGCUGGACAACUUCAAAGUUGACUGGGACCAACAGGGGAUUGCUGAUUCGUUCGUAAAUAAUAAAAACAAUAAAAACUUUCACUCUAAGGACAAUGGCUGUUUCUAUCAAUGUUAAAGGGCGGCUAUAUGGAAAUUCAAUGUUUUGGAUCUUCACAAGAGUAAGAGACAACAUAGAAACUUCAAAGCCUAUCUGCAUACUAAAAAAGAUGCCUGACUCUUAAAGAAUAUUUUGCAUCUUUGGCCAAAUGGUUGAGAAGAUAUCAACUGUUUCUCAGGGUAAUACUAAUAGAUAAUAAGACGUUGAAAGCGCAUACGAGGACACUGUUGAAGAUUAAGAUCGUAUGAAAUAUUUAUUGAAGUCUAACCAAGUGCCAGGUGAGAUGCAGUUUAAGUUCUUUAAAAACUAGGAAAUACCAGAAUUCUUUUACAACUUAGACACAGAUUAAUACUUAAAAUAGCCUUAGUAAAAAGCAUAGCAGGAAGAUUUUGUUGACUUUAACAUGGUGCUAAUUGAUAAUGGAGAUGACAGAGUGUGUUUGCAGGUUGGACUGAAUGAUAGAAAGACACUUAAUCUAAUAUGCUAGAUGUACAUGCCAAUAUUUGAUGCUACUAAAGUCCUUUUUGCUGGUAAAACUAAAUUAUUCUCAUCAAGUUUUAUAGGCUCUGGUCAUGCUACUUAUUUGAAAGAGGUAUCAGUUAAAUAAAUAUAAAGAUAAGACUAUUUUAAAACUGGUUUAAAAGAAGGACAUUUCGAAUGUUGCAAUACUUUCUGA